Sorex fumeus (smoky shrew) is the source of this 992-nucleotide messenger RNA. RefSeq names its product jumonji domain containing 8 (gene JMJD8). Gene Ontology annotation, cellular component: cytoplasm. The record is from RefSeq and is a predicted model, not a curated record. NCBI's taxonomy places the organism in Eukaryota, Metazoa, Chordata, Mammalia, Eulipotyphla, Soricidae. The coding region runs from base 38 to 853 and encodes 271 amino acids. The transcript is spliced from 9 exons.
GGCCGGCCGUCGCCCAGACGACGGAGCUCGGGGGCCAAUGGCGGGGUGCGGGGCGCGCAGGGUGCUCCUGGCGGCGGCGCUCUGCGCGCUGGCACCGGCAGCGCGGCCCGACGCGGGGCCGGCGGGCGACGGCGGGUGGCGCUGGCGCGGGUCGGCGGCGGCGGCCGUGCCCGAGGAGCGGCGCUGCACGGUGGAGCGGCGGCUCGACCUCACCUAUGCCGAGUUCGCACAGCGCUACGCCUUCUCCAGACCCGUCAUCCUGGCCGGGCGCGUGGACAACUCGAGGUUCCGGGCCCUGUGCUCCCGUGAGAGGCUGCUGGCCUCGUUCGGAGACCGCGUCGUCCGGCUCAGCACGGCCAACACCUACUCCUAUCGCAAAGUGGACCUACCCUUCCAGGAGUAUGUGGAGCACCUGCUGCGACCCCAGGACCCCACCUCUCUGGGCAAUGACACCCUGUACUUUUUCGGGGACAACAACUUCACCGAGUGGGCGUCGCUCUUUCAGCACUACUCCCCGCCCCCUUUCGGCCUGCUUGGCACUACUCCUGCUCACAGCUUCGGGAUUGCUGGUGCUGGUUCUGGGGUGCCCUUCCACUGGCACGGGCCUGGGUUCUCAGAGGUCAUCUAUGGCCGCAAGCGCUGGUUCCUGUACCCCCCGGAGAAGACACCCGAGUUCCAUCCCAACAAGACCACGCUGGCCUGGCUCCAGGAUACAUACCCGGCCUUGGCACCAUCACAGCGGCCCUUGGAGUGCACCAUCCGGCCAGGGGAGGUGCUGUACUUCCCUGGCCGAUGGUGGCAUGCCACCCUCAACCUGGACACCACCGUCUUCAUGUCUACGUUCCUCAGUUAGCCACCAAGUGGGCAGGCACACACCACACAUGCCCCAUUGCGUCACAGGUUUAUUACAGGGACAGUGAAGGCAGCAGUGGACCUCAGCCCAGCCCACUCUUGCCUGCUGUCUCCUACCCAGUAGGGGGACAGGGCAGGCU